Molecule: messenger RNA, 528 nt
Organism: Rosa chinensis
Lineage: Eukaryota; Viridiplantae; Streptophyta; Magnoliopsida; Rosales; Rosaceae
Product: cyclin-dependent kinase B1-1
Exons: 1
Coding region: 1-528 (175 amino acids)
Biological process (GO): G1/S transition of mitotic cell cycle; regulation of gene expression; signal transduction
Cellular component (GO): cyclin-dependent protein kinase holoenzyme complex; cytoplasm; nucleus
Molecular function (GO): cyclin binding; cyclin-dependent protein serine/threonine kinase activity; ATP binding
Source: RefSeq, a predicted model, not a curated record
AUGGAAUUAGGGGCGGGAGGAGUAGCAAAUACCGUGUGGGAGUUGUACGAGAGUAAGGGGAAGAUAGGGAGUGGACGCUACGGAGCUGUGCAUGAGGCGGUUCAAAAGGCUACGGGCCAAACUGUGGCCUUGAAGGAAUUCGAGCACCCAGGUGAUGGGCAAGGCUUCACUCCUGAGAUUCUUCGCGAAGUGGCUCUUCUCAAAGACCUGAAUCAGUCCAGAUAUGUUGUAGAUCUCAUCGACGUUGAGACUCCAAGAUCAUCGGAUACAAGUAUCUAUCUCGUUUUCGAGUAUCUGGACAUGAACUUGGGCCACUACAUUAGCAAGUUUGAACCGGGAUUAAUGCCGAGACGGACCAUCAAGAUGUUUGUGUUUAGUCUCUGCAAGGGGAUGGCUCACAUUCACUCACAUUUUGUGAUACAUCGAGACCUCAAAUCUGACAAUCUUUUCGUGGAUGAAAAGCGAAUGAUCCUCAAGAUCGGAGAUCUUGGAGUUAGUCGCUCCAUUACUACCCCGCCACGGCUUUAA